Molecule: messenger RNA, 710 nt
Organism: Rhizophagus irregularis DAOM 181602=DAOM 197198
Lineage: Eukaryota; Fungi; Glomeromycota; Glomeromycetes; Glomerales; Glomeraceae
Source: RefSeq, a predicted model, not a curated record
UUCUUAUAUUUGUAACACAAUCAUACGUCUUCUUUUAAAAUUUUAAAUCUUUUUAAAAAAAAAGAAACCAAAAAUGUCUCAACUUCCCGCUGAUUGUUUGUAUGAGAUUUUCAAAUACUUAGAAAAUGAUAAAGUUACUUUAAAUUCAUGUAUAUUAGUUAAUCGAUUUUGGUGUGAGGUUUCGGUGAGGAUUUUUUGGAGAAAUGUUUGGAAUUAAAAUACUUUAAAUUUUAGAACUUUAAUUGCUUGCCUUUCAAACAAGUCAUAAGAAAUUUUAUGUGAGAAUGGAAUUAUUAUUUCGACCCCAACUUCAAAAUUUCCAACUUACAAUUAUGCAUCAUUUUGUAAAGUUUUAUCAGUUGAACAAGUUUUAUAAUAAGAUAAAUUUACUUCUUAAAAGAACUAUUUCAUCAAAAGAUUCCAAUAAUAUUAAACAUAUGUUACCAAUAGUAGUACAAGAAAUAUUUAAAUUGUUUAUAAAACAUGUAUCUUCUUUAAAAAAAUUAGAAAUAUUAUCAUUUUGUCAAUGGCAAUCUCCACCCAAUGUCGGACAACUUCCCGACAACCUUUUUUCCGACAUACCCUUUACCCGACAACGAUUACCCGACAAGACAUAUUCCCGAAUGAACAUUUUACCGACAUGACACAUUCCCUAAUGGACAUUAUACCGACAUGCUAUUUUUCCUGACAUGACAUUAUCCCAACAACAC